CUUGAAAUGGUGGUUGCCAGUGGAGCUGAAUCUGUCAGCAAGUUGUCUGGUCCCAUAUCUCCACUGAUAAUGCAUGAACCCAGGACAACAAAGAUCUCAGAAUUCCCGCUGACACUGCUUCAGACACAUCCCAGGUGUGAAGUGCACCCAGAUCUGCACAAAAUAAUACAGGAUAAAUUCAUGGAGAUUGUGUCUCAGUAUUUCAAAACUGUGCCAUCCAAUCCGCACUACUUCUUCUACUGCCCGCCUUCAUCAAAGAAAGAGGAGGACUCAGUGGAUGAUGAGAUAGAGAGAACAACAGGUGAGGAGAUGACUUCAGAAGCUGAGCUGGCUACAGAGGACGAAAAUAUACCAGGCUUUGCCACAGAGAGUGACGCAGAUUUGGUGGUGGAGUAUGAGCUGCAUUCAGGAACAAGCUCCUGUGGAGAGAGUGAAGAUCGGUCCCUGUCAGACUCGAACACUGUCAAUCAGGACCAGGACUCCUUCAGCAUCCUGGAGGGAGACUACCUGCUGCAGCCUGAGGGGCCACAGCUGGACAUACCACCACUGUUUCUUCAUAUCACAUGUUCCGUUAAUAUGAAAAGCUGCCAUGGCUCUAUGCCCAUACAGACACUGCCUACCUGCCUUGGUGAGAUUAUUUCUUGCCUCGAGAAUGCUGUGGAUUUACAGUCUGUGGAUUUGAAUGAGCUCUCGGUCACGUUAGAUAUUUUUGUCCUGACAUUACCUCUGGAGAUGGAUGUUAUGGCUGAUUUCCAUCACAACAGGUACACCUCAGAAAGCAGUGUAUCCCUCAAUCGUUCACCAGGACAGCCCUCCUCUUACCGCUCUGAUGAGGAGCUGAUGGCAGUGUUGGACAGUCUCAGGGGGGCUGGUAUUGAUGGGGUCUCUGGUGAUCCCUUAUCCAAACUCCCAGGUGCUCACAAGUUAGCAAUUCUGGCCACAGUGGAUCAGAUCCAUUGGCUAUUGGAGGAUGAGAUUGUUUCUGCUCUACGUCACAAACGGUUCAUCAGCUCGGCCACGCUACAGAAAGUAUCACAACAUGUUAUGCGGUCCAGUGGCCGACAACACUGUCACUGUGAAGAUGUCCCACUUCAGUUUGUCUUUGGGCCUGAGCAGUCCCUGGAAAAAUUCAAAGAGGAGUUCCAUAGAAUGUCAUUCUCUGGCUAUGUCCUGAAUGGACAACAGGACAACUUCUACUACAUGUCCCUGAGCAGACUGCACCCACAAAGGAUCCAUGCUACCAAGAGUCUCUCAGAGAGAACUGCAGACCCUCCACCACAUAGUGCUGGAGCAAAGGUGGAGGACAUGAUGCUGGGGAGUGAAGCAGAGGCUCAGGCAGCAGAGUCAGACGGAGAGAGUGAAGUCAAGAAAACUGUCAGUGUUGCUACUGAAACUCCCAGUGACACAACUGCUGAGGCUUGUGAGCUAAUCAGAACCUCGAACGUUGAAGAAGAUCAUCCUGCUUAUCAGAGCUCAGUUUAUAUUGUGCGAGGCCGAGGGCCGCCCAGUGCCCCCCAGCUCCAAGCCUAUAACUGUACAGAGCAGACCUCACCUGCCAAGAUGCCAUCAAGUGUCAGCCUGGCUGAGUCCAUGCAGCCAGCCUCUCACAGCUGCAGCAAACUCAGGCCGAGUCGAGUCCAGAGUGUCGUCUCCAGUCAGGGCAGUUUGGACUCAGACAUGCAAGGUUAUGAUGGCGGAAGCAGUGACUCUGAGUGUGAGAGCCCCACCCUGGAUGAACAGGAGUUUCAGUCACCACUGAUGCCAGACUUCUGGCUGAUUGUUAAGCUUCACCAGGACAGAGUUAAGGUCUACUCCCAUUCCAGAUGCUUCACAGAAGGAAAAGAGGUCAGUGCUGACGAAUUGGACAAAAAAGAGGAAGAGCAGGAUCUGCCCGAAUCCCUACAAUUGCAUCAAGUGGUGGUCAGGAAGAUUGGUGAUAUCUGCAGAAUAGUCAAUCAGCGUAUGCUGCUGCAGGACCUUCACGACAGCCAUGUGUGUAACUCUCUGCUGGUUGCUGAAAGUGAGGAAGACAUCUGGAAGAAUGAGUCUCUCUACAGACAGAAGCUCAACACUUCUGAUGAUUACAACACAGAGGAGAGCUUCCAGGCCAGAGACUACUUGGCAGCCACCAUGCAGUUCAUCCCAGGACAUUUUGCCUGUGAUGUGGUGUGGAGCACAAUCAUUCACAUUCAUCCACGUCUCAAGAUGGGGCCUAAUAUGGGGGUGUCCAGGGCAAUCCAGGCUCUACGGUCUGUGUUGAAUUCUUUCUGUGUGGUCAACAGGAAGAACAUGUUUGUCUACCAGGAGCGUUCAACCAAAUCAGUCUUCUACCUUAGACUUUGUGAAACGUCGCUAACAGGAAAGUACUCUGACAUGGAUGGAAACCUCCACACGACCCACUCCUUUGGGCUUUUUAGGAGUCAAGAGCCCUUGUUUUCUGAGGACUUCCCAGGAUCCAGGUCUUCUGCGGAGGGAUCUCGGCCAGUUGGCCAAGUAGACAAGCACAUUCUGCUGCUGGUGCAUGGGGUGGGAAAUGCAGGUCCAGAGAUCACAGAUGAGCUGGUCAAGGUUCUGCGGAAGCGCUUGGAUGAGACCACCUUGGACAUUAUCACUGUCAUGCUUGUCAGGAACUGCAAACUGACACCAGCUGAUGUGGAGUUCAUCCAGCCAUCAGGGUCUCCAGCCACUGAGGUGAUGAACUUCAGCCUCCCUGAGUACUGUUUUCCUUGGAUGACAGCUGUGGCUCACUACCUCAGGCAGAACCUCCUCAUUUUCCUGCAUGUUCCCAAGUACACUGACAGCAACACUGCACAUCAGUUCAAGCACUGCUUUCAUUUGAGCAGUGAUGUGGCUGACGGUGAUGUCUACCUCUACAACAAACCUGGAGGCCAGGGGACAGGAGGCAAAGGUAUUGCCUGCAUUGCCCUCUCAUUUGUGGAUGCCCAUGGUCGUCCCUUUCAUGGUUCAACUCAGGACUGUGCUACAUUACAGAGAUCAGAAAACUGCAUCAUCCCUCCUCACAUAGACCAUUUUGAUGAGCUGACCAGUGUGGCUAAAGUGGACUCCAUCCCUGUCAGCUCAGAGCCACAGCUGUAUGUGCGCUUUGACAUUUGGGAACAAGGCAAUGUCAGUCCUUUACAGCUAAGUGACAAAUUGCAGGCGGCACUGCGCCACGCUCUCUGUGAUGUCAUCAUGGAGUUGAGAAUCCUGCCACAUCCUCUGUGUGUGGAUGUGCUGUGCCCAGCCACCAAAGCCCAGAAAGAAGAGGCUAAAGGACUGUUGAUUUCUUUACCUGAGGUAAAAGAAGUAAAGGACAGCCCCAGGCAGCGCAGUGGAUCACGGGUCUUUAAAACCAGCCCCUCUCCCAUCACCUUAACCCAAGCCUUAGGGAGCACACCCAUGACAGGGACCAGCACACCUGAGUCUACCACCCCUACUGGCAAGAGCACCCGUCGGAGUUUCUGGGAUAUACUGAGUAAGCCAGACUCAUUGGAGCUUGGGAGCCCAAAGACUACUGAUGACAUAGUACAAGAAAAAGGAGAAGAAGGCAGAGCCGCUCGACGUAGACACAAGACGGAGACCUUAAAGCAGCAGUGGAGCCAGGAGAAGGCUAUGGAGCAGGAGCAUGCCCACAGGCGGCAGGUGUCUCAUUUGGAGGAGGGAGAUCUAGGCACUCUUCACCCUGUCUACCAGGUUACAUGCCAAGCGUGGAUCAUUUUCAUGGCAAAACUUGCCUGCCCCUCCAUUCAGCAGUGCACAGCUGAAAUCGCCUCACACUUCCUGCUACCUUCCAUCUUAGCAGAGCUUGUCAAUUUGGUCAGUACUCUUGCCAAUGAUACAACUGUGAAGGUGUUUGAAAGGACAAGUUUGUGUCGCGCUGUAUAUCUCAUUCUCCAUGCGGCCUUGCUGUUUGUACCAUUUUGUUUGCCUACAGAAGACAGUUCAGAUGAGGAUAACACCCCAGUGCUAAAUAGGUUCACACCUCAUAAGGGCUUCCAGCGCUUCGAGGCUCUGGAGCAGAGUGAUUGGUUCAGUCCAACCCAGGCAGGGGCAGGACUGGCUCCCCGCCAAAGGCUCCUAUUCAUCAGCAUACUGGAUAAAAAGGUGACCCUGUACAGCUAUAACUGGUCUGUGGACCUGGGUGCCUCCAUGAAUCGAGAGUUGGUGCGCCUUGUUAAAUGGCAGAAUGCCAGGGGUCAUGUUGUCCAUUGCCUGCUUAACCAGAAGAUGGGCUUAUUCCAUCACUACUGCUUUUCUGAUGCACCCAUGCAUGAAAUGGAAUCUAAGCAGCAGGAUUCCGACCGGUUCCUUAGCCCCUCCAUGGAACCUGAUGCGUUGCUGCGGAGUGCAGUUCCUCCUUUGCCAAACAAAGAACAAGGCAGGCUGGGUAGCACUGGCCGAAGUCUUGCUCCACUCCACUUCCCCUCCGAGCUGCUCCCCUUUGAUGAAGCUCUGAGGGACAUCUGUACCAUUCGACCCUUGACAGAGGGGGAUGUGGUGGCCAGACAUGGUGGCCAGCUAUUGGAGAUCAAAGCUGCUGAGAGGAGGGAACUGGAGAAACAGAUGAAGAUAGAGAACCUCUUUGUGACUUGGCAACAGAGGUCAGCGCAGUCUAACAUGCCCAUUUCAGCGGCAGAUUUGGAGACCCUGAAGCAGUCAUCGAGGCUGGUCCACUACUGUGCAACCCCUCUCCUCUUUGACCCUAUCUUCCGCAAGCAGAUUAAAGAGGAACAGAUUGUGCAGCCCCCGGUGAAGAAACGACAUCGUUCCAGUGACUCCACAGCAUCAGGUCGGGACCGCAGCUAUAGCACUGACUCAGCUGACAUGAUGCCAAACCGACUCAAGGAAGAGCCCUGGCUACUUGACAUUUGCAGCACCUUCCUCCAGCAGUAUGUCCAGUACUUGCAGAGCAUGGGCUUUAUUUUGGUCCAAGUCCGGCCUCAGUCUCCAGCACGCAGCAUUGCCCGGGCCCGGGCUACCAUGCUGAACUCUAUGUCAUUGGAAGGGAGGAUGUCUUUUUCUUAUGUAAAGCAGAAGAGUGAGGACAGCCCUAAGGCUACAGCAUCUGGCACCACUGCAUAUCACCUCCAGAGGGCAUUGCCAGGUGGGAUUGUGCUGAUGGAACUGGCUUUUCAGUCUGCCCCAUACCGCAUGGGCAAGAUACUGAACCCCAAUUGCCCCAGAUAG
Paralichthys olivaceus (Japanese flounder) is the source of this 5187-nucleotide messenger RNA. The record is from RefSeq and is a predicted model, not a curated record. Lineage: Eukaryota; Metazoa; Chordata; Actinopteri; Pleuronectiformes; Paralichthyidae.